ACUUGGGGUACUUCGGGAGGGAAGCGUCGUUUAUUCAAACUUGUGUUCUUAUAUGUUUGUUUUAAAUGUCGGACUGGGAAGAUGAGUACGAUGCGGAUGGUGCGGCGAUUUCAAAGCCGUCACUUGUUCAAACCGUGCCCGUAAAGUCAUCGAGGCCUCCUUCUCCAAGAGGCGCGCGGAGCCGAGAAACCACGAGUGUCGGCGCGAAGUUUGGUGGAGAGGGCAAGCAGUGGACAAACCAGAGAACCCGAGACUUUGAAUCAAAUAUCGGUGAUGGUGCAGUCGGCAAAAACAGCAAUUACAGUCGUUCCAGUUCUGGACCUACAGGAUGCCGUGGUAAUGGAGACAGAUCAGGUUCAUCAGCGGUAACUCUGCAUGUGGAUAACUCUUUGGUGGGAAGAAUAAUAGGUCGAGGUGGUGCUAAAAUUCGUGAGCUUGAAGAGAGCAGUGAAGCAUCGAUAAAGAUAAACCGUGGUGACACUGAAGCUGAGGUGCUUAUCUUUGGAAGCGGUGAUGCUCAGCAAAAAGCCAAAGACAUGAUUGAAGAUCUGGUUCAUGGAAACUCUGUCAGAGGUCCUGGCUGCCGCAAUGGAAAUAGCAAUGCAGGAUAUCAGAAUGACUCAUGCUGGCCAACUUCUGCUGUACGAGCAGUGUCUGCAGCUGCCCCAACUCCUGCACCUAUUGACUGGACUGCGCUUAGAGAAAACCGUGACAAAUAUGAAGCUAUUAAAUGGCAAGAUCUUCCCACUCUAAAGAAGGAUUUCUACAUUGAAGCAAAAUCAGUGGCUGCUCGCAGUGCAGAAGAAGUCCAAAUCUGGAGAAAAGAGAACAACAACAUCUUUGUGGAUGAUUUGAAAGACGAGGAGAAAAGAACAAUUCCCAAUCCAGUGUGCACAUUUGAGGAGGCUUUUGCUCACUAUCCUGGAAUAAUGGAAAACAUUGUCAGAGUGGGAUUUCAAAAGCCAACUCCCAUUCAGUCACAAGCCUGGCCAGUCGUCCUGAAAGGAAUUGAUCUGAUUGGAAUAGCCCAGACAGGAACAGGCAAAACUUUGUCCUACCUGCUUCCUGGCUUUAUUCAUAUGGAUGAGCAACCUGUUCGCAGGGACAGAAGAGAUGGCCCCGGCAUGUUGGUUUUGACUCCCACCCGUGAGCUGGCCCUCCAGAUUGAAGCCGAGUGCAGCAAAUAUAGCUACAAAGGGUUUAAAAGCAUCUGUAUCUAUGGAGGAGGUGACCGAAAGGCCCAGAUUAAAGUAGUGACCAGUGGUGUGGACAUAGUCAUUGCCACACCAGGACGAUUAAACGAUCUGCAGAUGAACGAGCUCAUCAACUUGCGCUCCAUCACCUAUCUGGUACUGGAUGAGGCUGACAGAAUGUUGGAUAUGGGCUUUGAACCUCAAAUCAUGAAAAUCAUUCUGGAUAUUCGACCUGACAGACAAACUUUAAUGACAAGUGCCACCUGGCCAACAGGUGUCAGGCGGCUGGCCAAAUCCUACCUGAAAGACCCCAUGAUGGUUUAUGUGGGCACCUUAGAUCUAGCAGCGGUGAACACUGUUCAGCAGACAGUGCUGUUCGUGCAGGAGGAAGAAAAAAAAGACUAUGUUUUUGACUUCAUCCACAGAAUGGAGCCUAAAGACAAAGUACUGAUAUUUGUUGGGAAAAAAAUAAAAGCCGAUGACCUCUCCAGUGACAUGUGUCUGCAGGGUUUAACGGUUCAGUCUCUGCAUGGAGACCGAGAGCAAUGCGACAGAGAAGAGGCACUGCAGGACUUUAGAGAUGGUCGUGUGCGGAUUCUGGUGGCGACUGACCUGGCCUCCCGGGGGCUAGACGUUCAUGACAUCACACAUGUUUUCAACUAUGACUUCCCUCGGAAUGUGGAGGAGUAUGUGCACCGCAUCGGGAGAACAGGUCGUGCAGGGAGGUCCGGUGCCUCUGUAACCCUGGUAACAAGAGAUGACUGGAGAGUAGCUUCCGAGUUGAUCACCAUCCUGGAGAGGUCUGGUCAGGAUGUACCAGAAGAACUGGUACUGAUGGCUGAACGUUAUGAAAAACACCAAAAGGAGAAAGAAAUGUUUGCGCCCAGAGGCAGAGGAGGAGGUCAGAGAGGUCGUUUCAGAGGAGGCUCAGACCGGAGGUUCUGAUCUCUUGAAAGGUUGAUGUGACUGUACUCACUCGAGUUAAUUCAUAUACUUUUAAAGUGUUAAUCCUCUCAUUUGUAGAGAGGCUUGUGAAGUACUUGUAAUUGACCAUUUAAGUUUUGUUAUGUUUAAGAAACACUGAUACAUUUUAUAUGCAUGAUGUAUUUCUGUAAUGGGAUUUUUUUUCAGUUCAGUAACAUUGUUAUCUACGUUGAUGUGAGGUAAAAUGCCCCUAACUUUAGAUGACGUAAAUUUCUUGUUCAGUUGAAUGUGUAUCAAAUAAAAGCCUGUAAAUCUA
Rhinichthys klamathensis goyatoka is the source of this 2433-nucleotide messenger RNA. It is a transcript of the gene ddx43, whose product is annotated as DEAD (Asp-Glu-Ala-Asp) box polypeptide 43. Gene Ontology annotation, molecular function: RNA binding; ATP binding; RNA helicase activity. NCBI's taxonomy places the organism in Eukaryota, Metazoa, Chordata, Actinopteri, Cypriniformes, Leuciscidae. The record is from RefSeq and is a predicted model, not a curated record. The transcript is spliced from 17 exons. The coding region runs from base 66 to 2138 and encodes 690 amino acids.